ACUAGGGUUCAACACUCGGUCAGUCUCACGUAGUGGUGUCCGGCCUCCUACUCGAGUUCAGUCGAGUCAAGCGAGCGAUAGCGAUACACAGUGAAUGGCCAGAAGAUGACGUUAGUGUUUGCUGCCUGGUCUACUUCCAAAAUGUGCAGAUUUUGACCGUUUAGUGUAUUGAAUAGACUGAAUUUGAGUACUGAUUGCGAUCUGGCUGCUGCGUUUUAGCAGAAGUAGGUGGGCUUUCGCUGUAUCUGUGAUAUCGGUCUUCUGUGAGCAGUGCUGGUUGGUUCUGUUGAUGAAACACUGACAGAACCACAUCAGCAACCAUGGAAGACGCCCACACCAAAACUGUGGACGAAGUCCUAAACUACUUCAGCUGCGACACUGAGAGAGGUUUAUCACCAGAUCAAGUUAAAAGGAACCAAGAAAAAUAUGGACUUAAUGAACUGCCUGCUGAGGAGGGCAAAUCUAUCUGGCAGUUGGUGCUGGAGCAGUUCGAUGAUCUAUUAGUCAAAAUUUUGCUGUUAGCUGCUAUUAUUUCUUUUGUUCUCGCGUUAUUUGAAGAGCACGAAGACUCCCUCACAGCCUUCGUCGAACCUUUCGUCAUUCUGUUGAUCCUCAUCGCCAAUGCCGUCGUCGGCGUGUGGCAAGAGAGGAACGCCGAGUCGGCCAUCGAGGCCCUCAAGGAGUAUGAGCCCGAGAUGGGCAAGGUCGUCCGAGGGGACAAGACCGGUGUCCAGAAGGUGCGCGCCAAGGAGAUCGUCCCCGGCGACAUCGUUGAGGUGUCAGUUGGUGACAAGAUCCCUGCCGACAUUAGGCUUAUUAAGAUUUACUCGACGACGUUGCGUAUUGACCAGUCCAUCCUGACUGGUGAGUCCGUCUCCGUCAUCAAGCACACUGAUGCCAUUCCCGACCCCCGCGCCGUCAACCAGGACAAGAAGAACAUCCUGUUCUCUGGUACCAACGUCGCCGCCGGCAAGGCGCGCGGUCUGGUCAUCGGCACUGGUCUGAACACUGCCAUUGGUAAGAUUCGUACUGAAAUGUCUGAGACUGAGGAGAUCAAGACUCCCCUGCAGCAGAAGUUGGACGAGUUCGGCGAGCAGCUGUCCAAGGUGAUCUCCAUCAUCUGCGUUGCUGUCUGGGCUAUCAACAUCGGCCACUUCAACGACCCCGCUCACGGUGGCUCCUGGAUCAAGGGUGCCGUCUACUACUUCAAGAUCGCCGUCGCCCUGGCCGUGGCCGCCAUCCCCGAGGGUCUGCCCGCCGUCAUCACCACUUGCUUGGCCCUGGGUACCCGCCGUAUGGCCAAGAAGAACGCCAUCGUGCGCUCCCUGCCCUCCGUCGAGACCCUGGGUUGCACCUCCGUCAUCUGCUCCGACAAGACCGGCACCCUCACCACCAACCAGAUGUCCGUCAGCCGCAUGUUCGUGUUCGACAAGAUCGAAGGCAACGACAGCAGCUUCCUCGAGUUCGAGAUCACCGGCUCCACCUACGAGCCCAUCGGUGAGGUGUUCCUGAAGGGCCAGAAGGUCAAGGCUUCCGACUACGAGACGCUGCAGGAGAUGGGCACCAUCUGCAUCAUGUGCAACGACUCCGCCAUCGACUUCAACGAGUUCAAGCAGGCCUUUGAGAAGGUCGGCGAGGCCACCGAGACCGCCCUGAUCGUCCUGGCUGAGAAGAUGAACCCCUUCAACAUGUCCAAGAACGGCCUGGACCGCCGCACCACCGCCAUCGUCGUCCGCAACGACAUCGAGACCAAGUGGAAGAAGGAGUUCACCCUGGAGUUCUCUCGUGACCGCAAGUCCAUGUCUUCCUACUGCGUGCCCCUGAAGCCUUCCCGCAUCGGCAACGGACCCAAGCUGUUCGUCAAGGGCGCCCCCGAGGGUGUGCUUGACCGCUGCACGCACGCUCGUCUCGGCUCCCAGAAGGUGCCUCUCACCUCCACCCUCAAGAACCGCAUCCUGGACCUGACCCGCCAGUACGGUACCGGCCGUGACACUCUCCGCUGCCUCGCCCUCGCCACCUCUGACAACCCCAUGAAGCCCGAGGAGAUGGACCUUGGCGACUCCAACAAGUUCCACCUGUACGAGAACAACCUGACCUUCGUCGGCGUCGUCGGCAUGUUGGACCCUCCCCGCAAGGAGGUCUUCGACUCCAUCGUCCGCUGCCGUCACGCUGGUAUCCGCGUCAUCGUCAUCACUGGUGACAACAAGGCCACCGCUGAGGCUAUCUGCAGGCGUAUCGGUGUGUUCGGUGAGGACGAGGAUGUCACCGGCAUGUCCUACUCUGGACGCGAGUUCGACGACCUGCCCCUGUCCGAGCAGAAGGCUGUCUGCAGCCGUGCCCGCCUCUUCUCCCGCGUGGAGCCCGCCCACAAGUCCAAGAUCGUCGAGUUCCUGCAGGGCCAGAACGAGAUCUCCGCCAUGACUGGUGACGGUGUCAACGACGCCCCCGCCCUGAAGAAGGCCGAGAUCGGUAUUGCCAUGGGAUCCGGUACCGCCGUCGCCAAGUCUGCCGCCGAGAUGGUGCUGGCUGACGACAACUUCUCCUCCAUCGUCGCCGCCGUCGAGGAGGGCCGUGCCAUCUACAACAACAUGAAGCAGUUCAUCCGGUACCUCAUUUCCUCCAACAUCGGUGAGGUCGUGUCCAUCUUCCUGACUGCCGCCCUGGGUCUGCCCGAGGCUCUGAUCCCCGUCCAGCUUCUGUGGGUCAACCUGGUCACUGACGGUCUGCCCGCCACCGCCCUCGGCUUCAACCCCCCUGAUCUCGACAUCAUGGACAAGCCCCCCAGGAGAGCCGACGAGUCCCUGAUCUCUGGCUGGUUGUUCUUCCGCUACAUGGCUAUUGGUACCUACGUCGGCGCCGCCACUGUCGGAGCUGCCACCUGGUGGUUCAUGUACUGCCCCAACGGACCCCAGAUGAACUACUACCAAGUGACUCACCACUUGGCCUGCAUUGGUGGUGGAGAGGAAUUCAAGGGUCUCGACUGCAAGGUCUUCAGCGAUCCCCACCCCAUGACCAUGGCUCUGUCUGUGCUUGUCACCAUUGAGAUGUUGAACGCCAUGAACAGCUUGUCUGAGAACCAGUCCCUGAUUGCCAUGCCCCCAUGGAGCAACCUGUGGCUCGUUGGGUCCAUGGCUCUGUCCUUCACCCUCCACUUUGUCAUUCUCCAUGUGGAAGUCCUUGCGACUGUGUUCCAGGUGACCCCUCUGACUGGUGAGGAGUGGGUGACAGUAAUGAAGUUCUCCAUUCCCGUUGUUCUUCUGGAUGAGACCUUGAAGUUUGUGGCCCGAAAGAUGGCAGAUGGUGAAAUUCUUGAUUCCAUGCCAAUCACACGGAAGUGUUGUGAAUGCAGAAGCGACAGGAAGUGUACUCAUACGCUCACAAACAAUUUGUGAAAGAAGAAAUCUACAUCAUUAACUGUCUUGUUCUCAUCCACAACAAUCCAUCAAAGAAGUGCCUGUUUUGUGAUGUGCCUUUUUAUUUUUACAAAAACAAUUUUGUGUGAUUUUUGGUAGUAUUUGUUUCUGCUUCUCAUUUUUGUUAUAUCUAAUUUAUUUAGCGUGUUUGAAAGUGCUUGUUGUGCCGGUGUAUGUUUGCAACUGGAAAGAGUGUGCAUUAACUCAAGUAGUGAAGUGUAGUAAACCAAAAUUUCUACUCUCUCGGUUGUACUUAUUGAACCAAUAAACAUAGAUAUAUGUAUAAAUAAAUAAAUUAGAAAGAAUAUUUAUUUAUAUAUAUACAUAUAUUACUAGCAUAUAAAUGAUGACAAAUAUUGAAUACUGUAAAUACUGUAUUUGUCAUUCCAGUCACAGUUGAUCCUUCAUUAGUGGUACGUUGAUGUGUAUGCCAAUGUUUGUGUGAGUGUGUGUGCAUGUGCUGGGAGCAGUGUACUGAGUGAACUUUAUUGCAAGUUAAAGUGUAUUGGAAAUGUCCAGUGUCUCAGUAGUUUAAUUAUAUGUAUUCUAGGUUUCACAUUUACUAUUCGAGCUGGUAAAAAGUUUUCUUCCUAUCCAGUUCCAUACCAGAUCAUGUCACUGAACUGUCUUCAGGCUGAGUUUUCAGUUGUUUGAAGUGAUAUCGAAGUUGUACCAUCUAGGAGACAAUUUAUUUCGUGUGAUAGCAUAGAAUAAAAGAAAGAAAAGAUGUAGCAUGUCCUUUUCACUUUGAAAAUUUCAAAAUCUCCCCAUAUUAAAAGUUUUUAGAAUUUAAAAAGAACUAAACUACUUAGGUUGUUAAUAAUAGUACCUUCUGUUGCGCAACUGCAACUGGUGAUAUUGUUGAUGAUGAAGGCUUGUCUUUACGUGUCUCAUCUGUAAGCUGUUGAUUGUCUUUAGGGACAGACUGACUUAUUUUGGAACAGGUUGAUUUGGUCAGUGUAAUUUGUGUCUAGGUUUAUGUCUUUCGGUAUUUAGGGCUGUGAUAACACCAGUUUUCUGGCACAGUAAAUUUUUAAAAGGAGUUGAAGGCCUAUAUUUAUUAGAUUCUCAUCUUCAAAGGCGAUUACAUCAAGUUAAACUUUGAUUGAUGUUAAAAAAAAAUUGAAAGUUUUUUAUUUUACUUCCAAUUGAAUUCCAAAAUGUGUAGGUCUGUACAACCUGCAUCAACUUUUGCUUCCAUUUGCCAAAUGUGGACAUUCAGUGCAUGUUCUAUCGGGAAAUAAUAUGAAAGCAGUUUCCAAAUUCACCUCUCGAAAUUUCUAAAUUGCGCGUUGUUGUUUUCUAUUGGGUUUUUUAGUGACAGGGUAGGUUUUCUUAGUUUCCAUUAGUUAUGAAUACGGUAUUUGAUGUUUUUGAGUUGACUCCAAUACUUGCAUGUGCGGUACUUUAGCUUGUUCAAGUGUUGUUUACUUACAUGUGUGGUGUUGAAAGUUCUUGAGUGUGAGCCAACAUAGUACCAUAAGAAAGCUCUAGUUGGGGCAACCUUUAUAAAAAUUUGAAAAUUUGAGUAUGGUGAUUGUUGGUAAGUAAAUUGAUUUGUUUCUAACACACUGAAAGUUUGUGGUGUCAUUAAUACUGCUUGAUAUGACUUCCAACCGUCUGAAAAUUAAACUUAAUUCUUCCUUAAAAAAAUUCUCUAUUUAGUAAGUGUUUUCACUUUACCUAGGAUUAAUUCUUUCCGUCAUAAUUUGUCAUUCCUAGUGGGCAAACUUUGACAUUGAAGUUCAGUUGAUGUUAGUAGAAGACUGGUGGUGGUUGGAUUAAAAUACAAAGGCUGAUCCCUAAAAUGGACUUCAAUAAUUUGUGGAAGGGUGACUGAAUACUCACAUGAACCAACUGAUAUGCGACUUGACACAUUGUAGCCCAAGUAGUUUUUAAACCAGGUUUAUAGAUUUCCUCUUUGAAAGAUGUGAUGGGAUAUUUGAUGUGUUUCCCGAAAAGAGAAGGAUGUCAAACUGGAGAGUUUUCUUAAUCAUGGUAAUAACAGUAGCUAGGACAAAGUAAGGGUUCCAUCAGUGGUUAGUAUUGUUUUAGUUUCCUUAACACCGCCUCUUGUUUUCAACUACAUAGCAACUCAGUCAAUAUAAUACUACCUAUUGUUGAUUUUUCUCAACAAUUGGUAACGGUCAGUAUUGUUUCACCAUAAAUGCAACACUUUAUGCUCUGGUCAUCGUUGUAAAUAAAAGGUCUGUACUAAACCUUUCAUGAAACAGAGUGUGACAAGUGUGCAUAGUCCUUCCUACUGUUGUCCUUACCAUGGAAGGGGGCAGGUAUAUCUAUCACUAGUCUCAGCCCCUAGUCCUCCAGUUUGGUUUGACGCUGGUUAACAUCUUUUUAAUAACUGACACAAAUUUAAUGAGAAAUUAUUGUAAAUAAACUGUAUUGUGGAGGUAGGAGUACUGAAGUUAUUAAUAAAUAUGGAGUUUAACUAUG
Molecule: messenger RNA, 5867 nt
Organism: Thrips palmi
Lineage: Eukaryota; Metazoa; Arthropoda; Insecta; Thysanoptera; Thripidae
Gene: SERCA
Product: calcium-transporting ATPase sarcoplasmic/endoplasmic reticulum type
Exons: 15
Coding region: 321-3392 (1023 amino acids)
Biological process (GO): calcium ion transmembrane transport; intracellular calcium ion homeostasis
Cellular component (GO): membrane
Molecular function (GO): ATP hydrolysis activity; ATP binding; P-type calcium transporter activity
Source: RefSeq, a predicted model, not a curated record